Messenger RNA from Aplysia californica (California sea hare), 2125 nucleotides. Its product is annotated as protein CASP. The record is from RefSeq and is a predicted model, not a curated record. Gene Ontology annotation, biological process: intra-Golgi vesicle-mediated transport. Gene Ontology annotation, cellular component: Golgi membrane. NCBI's taxonomy places the organism in Eukaryota, Metazoa, Mollusca, Gastropoda, Aplysiida, Aplysiidae.
CAAAAAAACACCUAGAUUCUUAAAAGGAAGACAUGUAACCGUUAACCUUUGACCUCUAACCUCUGACCUCUGCCGGUGACCUUGACCUCCCCAGACCAGGUCCGGAAGCUGCAGGAGGACUACCAGGAGGCUGCGCAGACCCUGCAGGAGCAGAAGGGACUCAUCUCCCAGCUGGAGGAAGAUCUCCGCAAUGUCAACGCGCUCUCCUCCAUGUUCCGGGGCGAUGCUGAGGGUACGCGGAGCACAUGCUCAAAGUGCAUGGAAAUGCCGACGGUCAUCCACACGGAUAGAUUAUGGAUGCUUCCAGCGGGUGCAGGAGGAUUAUCUGGACUGAUCUUAUGAGUUCAUGGCACCAUGGAGAUCAAGAUUAUCAGCAACUUUUCCAAGAACAUGAUGUUGUCAAUGCUCUCUUUUUUGCUCGUUACUCCUUGAGAUCUGGUUUGAAAAAAAAAAAAAUCUUUACCAUUCACCUCCACACUUCACCCUUGUCCUACCCACAGCAUCUGAUAAAGAGGAAAACGAAUUCUUUAUUUCUCUAUUAUUGAUAACUUUUACCUAAUGUAAAAAACAUAGCACAGAUUUCCUUCUCAAAGUCGCCUGUCAUCCCAGGAACCCAUGUUUAUGAAAGUUCCAAAGCUUUUCAAAUGACAUUUACAGGUUUUAUUUCUAUCUUGCAUUGAGAAAAAUCUUCAUAACCACUCAUCGGACGAAAGACAGUGUUAAAAAUCAUCAUAAACGGGUGUACGCUUAGACUUCCCAAAUUCUUGACUUUAACAAAAAGAAUUGAUCCAAAAAAGUAAAUCACCUGAAAAUCACUAUUUUCCAUUAAAGAUUAAUUGAUUAUUAUUUUCUCCAGAUUUUUCAAUGGUUUGUUUUAACUAAUUGACUCAAAGGGCAAAAAAAUAACAUAUACGUCUUCUUUACCUUUUGUAUAUUUUGUUAUCAUUAAGGAUUCGAAUACAAAGGUGAAUACCUGGUAUCAUGAUCAAAUUUAUGUGACAAAUAAUUCUGGAGACUCAUUUCUUUUUCAUGAAAACAAUUCUCAAUAAGUCUACCUUAGUGCGAAAAAAAAAAGUGAGAGAUCAAGAAAUAUGCCAUAAAGACAGCUAAUCCAGAUUUUUCUAACACAAUGACAAAUAAAUAUGUAAUCGGAAUUUUCAUUUGGCUACUUUAUUUUUAUCAUGAUUACAUCGUUUCAAGAUUUUAAAGAAAAAGACUGACAUUUGACUCAAAGUUCUUGCAUCACAGAUAUAUCAUCAUACACAUAUUCUGACAGAAUUAAGGAUGGGUUUCCCUUGACUUUCACUUCAUCAUUCAUACACUUUUACUGACCUAGCUCCUGAGCACGAUCAUUUCAUUCCUCCAUGUUUCUCAAGUCAAUCUCCGCCUCCUCACUGCACAUUGCUGACGGACAUCAUUUCUUUCACUACUAUCGAAAAAUUACUCUUUUCUUCAACUUAAAGUGGGAUCAAUAACUUUUAUCAUUGUGUGAUGUUUAUCCAAGCCUUCAUAUAUUCGUACUAAAUGAGCUCCAUUGUUGCAGCGUUUUUUAUCGUUGUUUGCCUUCCCAUCAAAUCUCCUGAAUGUAGAGGGAUUUCAGUUGAUAUUAUAUCGGUUUCUAUCUAUAUUGGAACUUCAGGAGAUCUAAUGUACCUUUUAUAAAAUUUCAAUUGCUAUCAUGCAUCAGUUGUUUCUUAUUGCUGGGACACACAUUGGUUCUAUCAACUUAAAAAUGAAGCAAAAUAACUCUCAAAAAUAAUUUGAAAUAUUCAUACAGAUAUUUUUUCUAAUUUCAAGUACAUGUACCUCAAAUUGCUUGAAACAGGUUUUGAAAAGAUCUCUAUUACUGAAUUAGCUACCCUUACAUUAAGUACAAGUUGAUUUUAAACUGAGGUACUGAUGUUUAUAAAUCAUAAAUACAAAGAAUUAAAAUUAAAUUGGCCUUCUGAGUACUUAAGGUACUCUGAAAUCUGAAGGCACUCCUGUCACGCUGAGCGUUUCUACAGUAUCAUCAUUACCAAAUCUGUAAUACAGAAAGUUGAAUAGUUUUAUCUUGAAAAUUUCAUAAAUACAUUGUUUCUUGUUGUUCUGUACGUGGGUUCUCAAAAUAAAAUCAAUCUUGGUA